AUUAUAUGUGGCCGUGGGUCGUGAAGUCUUUGUCGAUCCUCGGGCCGACGUGCAAAAGUCUAAUGGGGCUGAAAGAACGUGACGGUGUGACUUGUGGUCGUAAGUAGGAGUGUUGGUCGCCACUUGCCUCCCACCAGCUACGUUAGGCAGCCUCCAAGCACAAGAUCGUGUUUUUUUUCUACGAAGUUCGUGACACGUGUUCGUUUCACCAUGAACACCUUUCCGGACAUUCGAUUUCGCGCCUUGAAGUCCCCCAUGAAACCAGACGAGCUUCUUGCAAACUUGCGCCACAAUGUUCUGCCUAGUUUCCCACGCGAGAUAUCUCACUUCACCCGAAAUGCGCGGCAUGACUUGAACCUUUAUGACGAACUCAUCCAACACAUACGAAAUAAAAAGGCAACUCUCAGCCGCGAAAUUACUCGAUACGAAUCGCUCACGACCCCCAUUCGUAAACUCCCCCCUGAAGUCCUUCGCCAGAUAUUUGGGUUUGCAGCAGGUCGAAGCCGAUUUAACCAUCCUUUUUCGGCAUGCCAGUCUACUGCUUUCCGUCUGAGCAGCGUCUGCUAUAAAUGGAGGGAGAUCGCCUUGCAGUCUCCGGAGCUAUGGGCUAACAUGUGUAUUUCAUUGGACGCAAAAUCCAUUCUUCCAGUAAAACUCUCCUUAUCUCGUUCACAACAACAUACUCUAUCAAUCGAGUUAGUUGGAGGAUAUGAGGGUGAUGAGGAACAGCCUUGUGAAGAACUCUUACGUCUUCUGGUAGAGCAUAAUCAUCGUUGGCGGGAAUUAGACCUAUCCUUGGUCGGUUCUCUAGUGCUCGAUAGCGAUCUCGGUGGCUUCAAUUCCAUGUUGGAAUCGGUUAUCUGCUCCUCUGUCGGAUUGCACAGCCUGUCCUUUAAGGAAGACGAGAAUUUGCAGAGUUUUACCUUGAACAUGGAACCUGAAUAUCCGAUAUAUCAUGAUGACUUUCCAUGGGAAACUAUCCGCCAUCUCAACACUAAAUACGGCAACCUACAGCACGUCCUCGAGUGUUUGCAGCAUGGUCGUGGGUUGUUAUCCUUGACAUAUCGCGAUGACCAAGAUUCCGCCCUAACUUACAAUUUUCCCUCGCAACGCGUGGACGAAGACCGCGUCGUCUCGAAUUUAGGAACCCUAUCGCUCGAAUUAUCAAACCCAUCGACUCUCUACCCUCUUCUUAGCGACAUCCUCCAAAACGUGACUCUACCGUCCCUAAAAAACCUCACCAUUUCUUGCGAGACGCUGGGUGUCCGACAGCGAAUCUCGAGGACAUUUCAGUUUUGUCACAUGUGGCCAGCAGUCAACCUCAGCCUGUUCAUGGAACGAUCACGCUGCAACCUGACCACCCUGGUGUUAACGGGUAUUCCUCUAUUAGACUCGCAAGUCAUCUCAAUGUUGCACCUCACUCCUUCACUCCAUACCUUCACUCUCCACGAGCUCUGGGCCACGGAAACAACCCAAUAUCAAGAAGCCCCGAAGAAGCUUCACAGAACGGUGACGAAGGACCUGCUCGAGAAAUUGGAGGCUACCUACUCCAACGCGUUCUAUUUCCAACAUCCCUUACUUCCGAAGCUCAAGUGGCUCACACUUUGGGUCCAGUCGCAUUUCGAUGCCGACGAGGCGUUUGUUGAACUGGUCAAGUCGAGAUGGGUUCGUCCUGCGUCGGGUGAUCCGUCCUUUGCUUAUGAUACAGAGCACCUUAGGACUGUGGAGUUGUACGUUUUGGGUCGGAAGCUAUUGGAGGAGGUAUAUGAACCAUUGAAGACUAUUGAAGAGAAUGGGAUGAUGAUUACUGUUUUUGGAGAUGGAGUACGUGUUGUGUGAGUAUCGGGCAUAGUGGACGCAUUUUUCAUAUCUGGACCGUAAGAGUUGUGUGAGGGUCUGUGAGCCGUUUGGGCUUCGCGUAGUUCACGGGCCUUUUGUUCCCUUUCCCCCAGCACCCUACAUCCUUUCAAGUAAUACUGCGUCUUUGUUCCUAGUAUGGAGGUUCUCUUGCCUUCUCCUACAAAAAAACAAUUGCCAUGUUAUCGUUCAUCUACUUACUAAUCCGAGCAAGGCAGAGCUGAU
Molecule: messenger RNA, 2082 nt
Organism: Marasmius oreades (fairy-ring Marasmius)
Lineage: Eukaryota; Fungi; Basidiomycota; Agaricomycetes; Agaricales; Marasmiaceae
Exons: 2
Coding region: 211-1839 (542 amino acids)
Molecular function (GO): protein binding
Source: RefSeq, a predicted model, not a curated record